Molecule: messenger RNA, 249 nt
Organism: Arctia plantaginis
Lineage: Eukaryota; Metazoa; Arthropoda; Insecta; Lepidoptera; Erebidae
Source: the annotation of a GenBank genome assembly
AUGCCUUUUGGUGAAGGGCCAAGAAUAUGUAUAGGUCUGAGGUUUGCGAAGAUGCAAGUGAUUGCUGGCUUGGUCACCUUGUUAAAGAAGUAUCGAGUUGAGCUGGCGGAGGGUAUGGAAAGAAAAGUGGAAUUUGAACCUAAAGGAUUGAUCACGUACCCCAUCAGCGGGAUCAACCUCAAGUUUAUUGAAAGAGAAGGAUGGAAAGAUCGGGUGUUUCAGUCUCCUAAGUCUAAAGUUUCUUCUUGA